Molecule: messenger RNA, 942 nt
Organism: Vicia villosa (hairy vetch)
Lineage: Eukaryota; Viridiplantae; Streptophyta; Magnoliopsida; Fabales; Fabaceae
Exons: 2
Coding region: 1-942 (313 amino acids)
Source: RefSeq, a predicted model, not a curated record
AUGGGGGCUAUUGAGGACAACAUCAAGCAGCAGAUUCUUGAAGUGACUGGUUUUAGAGAAGGGGCCCUACCCUUCAGGACUUUUAUUUGGACUGAAGGCUUGACUCCUAGCAGAAAAAGUCUGGUGGCUUGGAAAACUUUAUGCAAGCCUCGGGCUAAAGGUGGGUACAAUCUGACUGACUUGAACAGGUGGAACACUGUUACUAUGCUUAAACUCCUGUGGGAUCUUAGGAAGAAAAUUGACUGUUUGUGGGUUACGUGGAUGCACAGUUAUUUCAUCAAAGGGAAAGACCUAAUGCAAAUGAAUGGGCCUAGCACUCCGUCUUGGAUUAGCAAGGGAAUACUGAAAGCUAGACAUGACACCAUGGAGAUUCAAGCUAGAUGGGAUAAAAGCUUGUUAGAUAAAAAAUUCACUAUGGGAGAGAUUUAUAGAGGUUUGCUGCACUUGGAGCCAAAUGUAGAUUGGCACAUUCUCUUGGACAGAAAUAUAGCCAGACCUCAGGCUGUUUUCUGUUUGUGGAUAGCAUGUCACCAAAGGCUUGCUAUGAAAGUGCGAUUGAGGAAAUUUGGUGUUGCUUUGGAUGUUAAUUGUUAUUUCUGCUCGGAUGAGGAAUCAAUCGAGCACAUGUUCUUUGACUGUAAAUCUAUUCAGUAUAUUUGGAAAAGCAUUCUGCAGUGGCUUCGGAUUGAGAGGACUCCUCAACAAUGGCAUAUUGAGAAAGCUUGGAUUACAAGGUAUUGUAGUGGCAAAGGCAAGAAGUGUGGCAUUAUGAAGUUGGCUCUUGCUGAGACUAUCUACUUUUGCUGGAAGUAUAGGAAUGAUACUUGUUUUGGACAAAGUUAUGAUAGUAAUACAUUUGUAAAUAGCAUCAAAGAUAUCAUCAUACAUGAGGGGUGGUAUACUAGAAAAUAUAGGGAUUAUAUAGCUCAACUUUUGUUGUAG